AAAUCAUUUACUUAGAUAGUGCACAAAAAAAAAACUUAGAAAACAAUUAAAACAAAAAUGGCGUUUGCUUCAAAGAUCAUCGCAUGCCUCCUCGUCCUUAAGGUCUACAUGGCAGCUCCAACAGAGUCACACAUUACGUGUGGGAUAGUGACAUCCACAUUGGCUCAGUGCAUGGGCUACUUGACCAACUUUAGUCCAGUGCCAUCAGACUACUGCUGCGCGGAAGUCAAAGCACUGAAUGAAAUGGCUCAGACCACACCGGACCGCCGACAAGUAUGCAAGUGCCUUAAAUCACUGGCUAAGGCAAACAAUGGAUUCAUCAAUAUCGAGCUUGUGGGCACACUCCCUACCAUUUGUGGUGUUUCAGUUCCCUACCCGUUUAAUUUCAGCACCAAUUGUGAUAAUAUUUCGAUUGCCGUGUGAAAGAGGGUAGCUAGAGAUGUUGUACGACCACGACUAAUCAAAGUUGCCAGCUUUCUAACCUAGCAUCACAGUUAUUCUGCUUUCCAUUUUAUGAUCUCAUUGUCUCUUAUUGUUAUGUAAUCAUACACUUCAUAUUGUAAUAACGACAAAGGAACUUCCUCU
This is a messenger RNA of Raphanus sativus (radish), 585 nucleotides long. Its product is annotated as non-specific lipid-transfer protein 12-like. Gene Ontology annotation, cellular component: membrane. The coding region runs from base 58 to 423 and encodes 121 amino acids. Gene Ontology annotation, molecular function: lipid binding. Lineage: Eukaryota; Viridiplantae; Streptophyta; Magnoliopsida; Brassicales; Brassicaceae. Gene Ontology annotation, biological process: lipid transport. The transcript has 2 exons. The record is from RefSeq and is a predicted model, not a curated record.